CGGUACGUUAAUGACAUUGUCUCGAUAUCUGACGAACAGGGAGGGAGUAGGAAAUUUUCGGAAAAGUGGAUUUUGGUCGUGACUAGAAAGAAAGACAGAGUAUGGCUGAGAAGCCAGUCAAGAUUGGUACCCGGGUAGAGAUCAUCGGGAAAGGAUGGUUAGGAAAGGUAGCAUUUGUUGGAACAACAACCUUUGCAGCUGGUAAAUGGAUUGGUGUUGUAUUGGAUGAACCAAAGGGGAAGAACAAUGGAACCGUCCAGGGCAAGAAGUACUUCUCCUGCCCUGAUAAUCAUGGGAUUCUCAUCCGACAAUCACAGGUCAGUAUCUUAGAUGAUGGAGACCGCACCCCUUCACCCGUGACCACGCCCGCUCCAUCUAGCAGCAUUCCGAAACCUUUUGCAGCCAAGGGCAAGGUCGAUAGUACCUUAGCGUCCAAGCAGUCGAGAGCUGCAAUGUACGCCAAAAAGUUGACAGAACGCAAUUUAGAGAAAAGUGCCAAUAAUGGUGGUAGAAAGUCGUCCAUUCCUUCGUUGAUGCGGCGGUCCAGCGACAUUCCAACCCCGCGAAGAAGCUCCUCCCCAUCUGGCAUCCAAGCGCCGAAGUCGAUCCAACGCCCGUCGACCAAGCCAGCCACCAAGAUCGGAAAGCCUGCAUCUUCUUCCUCCUCUUCCUCUUCCAAUGCCCCUUCACCAACCCCAGCCUCUGCCCAGGCCCCUGCCCCCGAGCCGUUGGCCUCGGUGAGUAGCCAGGGUGAUGGAUUCUCGUCGGAGGAGGCGGAGAUCCUCAAGCUUGAGGUGAAGGAUCUCCAGGAGAAGCUGGAGACGUUGAAGAUGAAGAGGGCAGAGGACAGGGCCAAGCUGAAGGAAGGGGAGAAGAUGAGGAUUCAGCUCCAGCAGCUCCAAGAGUUCAAGUCCAAGAUGAUGGAGGCCAAGGUGGAUCUUGAACGCCAGCUCCAGGAGGCCAAGAACGAAGCCAGGGAGGCCGUGGAGGAGAGGGAGCGCCAUGCGGAGGAGAUGGCAGGUGUCGCAGAGACCAUCGAGAUGGCUACCCUCGAUAAGGAGAUGGCCGAGGAGAAAGCUGACACUCUCCAACAGGAGGUGGACUCGCUCAAAGAGCGGGUGGAAGAGUUGACCCUUGACCUUGAGCUGUUGCGUAGUGAGAUCGAAGAAGGAGGAACGGAAGGUGCAUCAGCCAGCUACCAACUGAAGCAGCUUGAACAGCAGAACAAUCGUCUCAAGGAAGCUUUAGUCAAACUGCGUGACCUGUCAAACACUGAGAAACAGGAGCAUCAGCGAGCUCAGAAGGACAAGGAGAAGCUAUCACAAGAACUUAAAGACAUCAAGGCACAGAAGGACAGUACCAACAAAGCUCUUAAGGAUGCAGAAAACACCAUCAUUGAACUGAAAGAACAGGUGGAUGCUGCACUAGGAGCAGAGGAGAUGGUGGAGAGUCUGACUGAAAAGAAUCUUGAGAUGGAAGAGAAGUUCCAGGAACUAGAGGCCACCAUGGCUGAUCUCGAAGCGAUGAAUGAUAUGAACGAGGAGCUCCAGGAGAACGCGAGGGAGACAGAGAUGGAGCUGAGGGAGGAGCUCGACAUGUCCAAGAGCCAGAUCUCUCAAUAUCAACUCAAGAUAAAUCAAUUCCAGGAGAACAUCCAAGAUCACCAGGUGACCAUAGCCAAGUUCAGGGAGCUCACUGCUUCUCUUCAGGAGAAGAAUCGUGAUUUGCUGAACCAGACCCAGUCUAGCGAAGCCGAUAACUCACCAUCCGAGGCUCCUGCGUAUGACUUCACUACCAAGUUUACUGAAGCAAAGGUGCAGUCUAAGACUAUUGAGGUUGAGCUUCGUAAGUUGGACGUGAACCAAGCCAACGAGCAUAUCCGUCUGCUCACAUCCUUCAUGCCAGACUCAUUCCUACGCAGAGGAGGUGACCAUGAUUGUGUCCAUGUACUGAUGUUGGUGUCUCGUAUGCUGGCCAAGUCUAAGCUUCUCAUCAGUCACAUUAAAGAUAAGGCUGAUAUACCGGAGACGAUGAACCGAGAGCAGGUACUUCGUCAUAACCACGGGGAGCAGCUCUCUUUCUUCAACUCGCUCACCUUCAUGAUGCAUAAACUGAGGACGAUCCUCAACAAGUAUCAUACUGCCCUUAGUACCUGCAGUGUUGAGCUCUUCUGCAAGAUUGGAACCCUUUUCCCCGAGAUAGCACCCCAUGAACGAUGUGUGGAUCACAUGCUGGAUCUCCUGAAAAAGGAUCAGCUUGAUGAGAAUGUCUCCAUGGAAUCCCUGGAGCGAGCCAUUGAGUACCUGGAGCAUCUCUACAGCGUUCAUCUUCUCCAGGAGGAGAUCAAUACUACUACCCUCAUGGCGAACCAUAUUUCUUUCAUGUCAUCUGGAUCCGACUGUGUCGCCCUCGAGGUCAAGAAACUAAGAGUUCUCAUGCAGGCCAAUCAAGAGACGGCUGAUUUCUCAAUCUUGAUGCGUGAUAUGGAGAGUACUAACACAGAUCUCAAACAGUUUGCAAGAAUGAUUCGUCGACGUCUACCAAGCCAAGCUUUGGAGUCUACUAUGGAUGGUCCCAGUCCAGGCCCAACUUCAAUCUCCUAUGGUGUUGAUGUUCAAAACUCGCUGUAUGAGAGUGCUGAUCUUAUGGUGAAGGUGGUAACCGCUUUGAAGGACUGCGGACACCACGCCAUGAAGCAUGCUAGCUCUCUUGCAGACGAGGCAGUGAAGAACAAAAACAAGUCCGAUGAAGAGGAGGCCAAAGGUCGGAUAAGUAGCCAAUCAGAGCAUUCUUUGCAUCAUGGAAUGUUGGCAUGCGUACCUUAUUAACCAAUCACCUUCCACCUAUCUAUACGAUUGAAUGAUUUAUGCUCUGGUGACCAUUCCUCGGGGUGAAUAUUGGAUAUUUGCUAAAAGUCAAACUAAAAAUUGGAUUUGACACUACCCUUCUAACCCUUACCAUAAUGGUUUAAUCGCAAAUCAUCUGGAUGUUUUAAAUACAUACAUGUAGACCCCAUUGCAUGAACUUGCAUGGAGUCCUUGGUGGCUGUUGAUCAGCGUUACCAUGGUAGUUAUCAUUAGAUGGCAAAGUUACCAUAAUAGGAAUUUUUCUGCAACAGGGCCCAGAUCUAGAUCUUGCAGUUUGCACUGUCUUCACAUUAGCCCUUUUUUUACUGGUCCAACCUGUUUCUCACGUCGGACCUGUAGAUACCCAGCUUUUCAAUUUUUUUUUAAUCUUUCAAUAUUUAUUGAAUAUAUAAAUCAACAUCAACAAGUUUUCCAUUUUUUACUGGUCCAAACUUAAAAUUUACUGGUCCCCCAAAAUAAAGAAAAUCAUAAAAAAGACUUGAAUUUAUUUUGCUGUCUUUUAUUGCUUAUUGUUACCUCCCCCCCCCCCCCUAAAAAAAUAGGGCAAAUUACACACACACACACACACAACAUAAUUCAUGAGAGCCAGCUACUGGCCCGACAACAAUUUUGACUGGUCUGGGACCGUCAGACCAGUGCCAGUGUCAUGCAGUGAGUUUGCACUGGCUGAGAAUUGUGAAGUGAUAGGAGAAGAAGACCCUAUUGUCAUGUUACACCAGCAAAACCGACUGCAAACCAACUAAACGUAUCACAUUGUUUCCAAUGACAGUCGAUCAGUCGGUCUCGGGUCAGUUUCAUUGGUGUGACUCUACCAUUAAACCGAUUUCAAUAUCAACCAUCAUCUCAACUUGAAAAGCUGAAAUCAAACCUUAUAAUCGUGUCAUUGACACUCUUAAACUUUGUCUGAAUUUGAAACAAAAUCUUGAAAAUUAUGUUUAGAUCAGACUCGUACCCGCCAACCAGUAAGAUAAUUUUAAAGCAAAAUUAAUAUAUUUGAAGGAUGUGCAGUAUACUUUAAGUGUGUAAAGAUUUUUUUUUUUUAAGGAUUUUUCAUUUUAAAAUGUUGACAGGUGCAUGUACAGUGUAUGAGAUCUUAACGUGUAUCUGAACUU
This is a messenger RNA of Lytechinus pictus (painted urchin), 3979 nucleotides long. RefSeq names its product dynactin subunit 1-like. Gene Ontology annotation, biological process: nuclear migration; establishment of mitotic spindle orientation; cytoplasmic microtubule organization. The transcript is spliced from 23 exons. Lineage: Eukaryota; Metazoa; Echinodermata; Echinoidea; Temnopleuroida; Toxopneustidae. Gene Ontology annotation, cellular component: microtubule plus-end; spindle pole; cytoplasm. The record is from RefSeq and is a predicted model, not a curated record. Gene Ontology annotation, molecular function: microtubule plus-end binding. The coding region runs from base 102 to 2828 and encodes 908 amino acids.